Panicum virgatum (switchgrass) is the source of this 1395-nucleotide messenger RNA. RefSeq lists its product as uncharacterized. The transcript is spliced from 5 exons. Lineage: Eukaryota; Viridiplantae; Streptophyta; Magnoliopsida; Poales; Poaceae. Gene Ontology annotation, molecular function: catalytic activity. The coding region runs from base 173 to 1159 and encodes 328 amino acids. The record is from RefSeq and is a predicted model, not a curated record.
UCUGCUGCCACAAACAAAAACACCCUGCGAGUGUGAACCGAAAUUAGCAGAGCCCCCAGCCCCCAGGAUUAACCGCACCACCGCCUCCCCUGCCCCCGGCGCGCGCGCACCCGACCCCGACGCCCCGCCCGCCGCGAUCGCCGGCGGGCCGCCGCCGUCCCCCCCGGCAGCAAUGCCUCUCCCCCCGCCGCCGGCCGCCGGCAGCAGGGGGCGGUGCGUGCUCAGCUUCGCCGCGGCGCGGGACCGCUGCUUCAGCCGCCGCUUCCUCAGGGCGGGGCUCCGCCCGCUCGCCAUCCCGCUCCCCGCGGGGCUCGACCCGGCCCAAGCCGCCACCACCGUCCACAUCUGGGUGCCGUCCAGGCCGCCGCGGAACCCGCUGCUCCUCCUCCACGGCUUCGGCGCCUCCGCUACCUGGCAGUGGGCGCCCUACCUCCGCCCGCUCAUCGCCGCCGGCUUCGACCCCAUCGUGCCCGACCUCGUCUUCUUCGGCGGCUCCUGCACCCGCCUCCCCGAUCGCUCCGACGCCUUCCAGGCGUCCACGAUCAAGGCGGCGAUGGACGCCAUCGGGGUCCCCAGGUUCGGGCUGGUCGGCGUCAGCUACGGCGGCUUCGUGGGCUACCGGAUGGCGGCCAUGUUCCCGGAGGCGGUCGAGAGGGUGGCCUUGAUCUGCGCCGGGGUGUGCCUCGAGGAGAAGGACCUGGCGGAGGGGCUGUUCCCGGUGGCCGGGGUCGGGGAGGCAGCGGCGCUGCUCGUGCCGCGGCGGCCGGAGGAGGUGCGCCGGCUCGUCAGGCUCACCUUCGUGCGCCCGCCGCUCAUCAUGCCGUCCUGCUUCCUCUGGGACUACAUCAAGGUGAUGGGCUCGGUCCAUAACCAGGAGAAGACUGAGCUGCUAUACGCUUUGAUUAACGGGAGACAACUCUCGACUCUUCCAAAACUGACUCAGCCGACGCUUAUAAUCUGGGGGGAGCAAGAUCGAGUGUUCCCAAUGGAGCUGGCUCACAGAUUGAACCGGCAUCUAGAUGGGAAUUCUCGAUUGGUUGUCAUAAAAGACGCUGGGCACGCAGUUAAUCUUGAGAAGCCCAAGGAGGUGUGCAAGAACAUCAUCGAGUUUUUCAAAGAGCCGGCCGCUGAAGCUGCAAACGGGGACGACAAGGUAUAGAUAGCUUCACCGGCCAAUGGCGGACAGGUCGUCGCUUGCAUCUGCAGAUCCGCUAGCUUGUGGCACGCAAACCAGGAUGGAUAGAUAGAUGUGUGUCAUGCAUGCUCUCCGCCAUUGUUUGUUGUGGUGCUAGAUUCAACGCAGUAGCCAUUCACAAGCAUGUAACGGAAAACACUGGAAACCAAAGUGCCAGUGAAAUCCCUAUGGUAUCGCCUGUUCUCGCGUCGCAUAUGCCA